Centropristis striata (black sea bass) is the source of this 1529-nucleotide messenger RNA. RefSeq names its product coiled-coil domain containing 167 (gene ccdc167). NCBI's taxonomy places the organism in Eukaryota, Metazoa, Chordata, Actinopteri, Perciformes, Serranidae. The record is from RefSeq and is a predicted model, not a curated record. The transcript has 4 exons. The coding region runs from base 129 to 557 and encodes 142 amino acids.
CUAAAUAAUAUAAUAGAAGGUGGGAAAUCUAGAGAAGGGAGGAAAAUCCUUCUGAGAUUUCUUGCCACAACUGGACUAAUUCAAAGGAUAUAACAGAAGGAAAGCAUGAAAGAAGUUAUGUCCAGCAGAUGGCGUUAAAUGCAACGAAAAGGAUGCCAACUGCCAAUAAACACCAAAGAAGAAGAAGAAAACUCACUUCCGCACAGUCACAAUUUAUCAGAAGCAGGUUCUGUCACAAAAUGGCUAAAUUAAAAGACAAAAGACGAGAGAAAAUCAGUGUCGCCACUGAGAUUGACCGUUUGGAGGAGCGGAAGGCGCGCUGCCAGGACAACCUGGAGAAGGCUGAGUUCAGGAGCAGGAAGGAGCAACUCUCUGACAAGGAGAGGCAGGACCUGGAAGAUGAAAUGACUAUUAUUAAUGAGAGAGUGCUGAAGUUAGAUAAGGAGCUGGAGACGUUAAGAGGAGAGAAUCGGAAGAACAUGGUGCUGUCAGUCGCUCUGCUGGUCAUCAGCGCUCUCUUCUACUAUAUCUUUUUCUACAAUGAGGAGGAGUCAUGAUACCACCGGCACACCUGAAAGGGACUCUUACAAGACCAACAAGCUCAGGACAGUGUUAUCAUGAGAUGGUGGAUGAGGCAGACAUGAGGAAGAGCUGUGAUGAUGAAAUACCUCAGUUCUGCCUCUAGAUGGCAUCAUUGUCAUUGUUAUAAUGUGUUGCAGUCAUACUGGGUUUAUCCUGUAUAUCCUGGGUUUAGUCCAGCUUCUUGGACUAAACCGAAGCAAUGCAUAUAUGAGAUAAUAUUAAGAUGAAGUGAUCGAUCAUUUUUGCCUUUUUCUCAGCUUGUAUACAGUCACAGUUUAUAUUUGAAUUCCUGUAAAAAGUCCUUACUGUCUCUUACGAGAUUCAACAUGGAUAAUUGAUAUAGAUAAAGCAAUUUCUCCUCAAAAUAAACCAUUUAAAUAUACACAAUUUGUAAAGUUUGCCUUAUGCCACAUAAAACCAAAGUAAUAUUGUUAUAUUUUAUACAAUAUAUCAAAGAGAUGCUUUGUUAAAUGGUGCCAAUCGAGUCUGCUUUUGUGCUCUGUCAUAAAUAUGUGUAAUAAUGCAUGGUUCUCUUGUCAUGUGCAGUUAAAUGGAUGAAAAUUAUUAAUACAUUUGGCUUUCUCUUUAAAUGCAAGUUUGUUUCUCUUUAGGGAACAUGAAGAAUGUACUUGUUGUUUUGAUGCUCAUGCUGGCCAUGCACACAUCUCAUAAGAUGCCUAACAUUUUCACAAAUACCUUUUUUUUUUAAUUACAAACAUGAGAAAUAAGUGUAUGAGAAAUGGGUUUGGUUCUUCUAACUGAUCUUUGUGUCUGUUAUUUGGUAUUUUAUGUGUUUAUCUCAAUAAAUUAAACACUUUAUACCAAUUUGGAAGCAUAUUGUAUUGUCUGUGCGUAUAUAAUAGGUUUGUUGUUAUCUAUCUCAUUUAGUGGAUUGUUAUUAAAACAAUCCAUUAUUUAUAAAAUGUAUUAUGUUCGUGGCAUGGCUG